GGAGCCCACACACACCAUUGUAGCAGAUGAUUCAAGUCUGAAAUGGAGGGUCGCACACAGGGGCGGACUGACCAUUUGAAAAUUCGGGCUCUGCCCGAGGGCCCUGGGUCAGUAGGGGGCCCCAUGAGAUGCCCCUGGUACCUUUUUCAUAGACUUUUUUGAGUUUGGGCAAGGACACAGGGGCCCCAUGAUCCCCUAUUGCCCGGGGCCCCAUGAGUUGUCAGUCCCACCCCUGGUCGCACACCACUGGCUUUUUUGGGUGUUGUUUGAGUUUGGGCAAGGACACAGGGGCCCCAUGAUCCCCUAUUGCUCGGGGGCCCCAUGAGUUGUCAGUC
Molecule: messenger RNA, 335 nt
Organism: Staurois parvus
Lineage: Eukaryota; Metazoa; Chordata; Amphibia; Anura; Ranidae
Source: the annotation of a GenBank genome assembly